Molecule: messenger RNA, 201 nt
Organism: Mesorhabditis spiculigera
Lineage: Eukaryota; Metazoa; Nematoda; Chromadorea; Rhabditida; Rhabditidae
Source: the annotation of a GenBank genome assembly
AUGGCCGACGAGGAAGAGCGGGUCGUCCUGCUCGGCAACGGCAAGGAACCAGAAGCGACGCGGGUUCGCCUGGAGAAUGGGCGACGGACACGUUCAAAGGAAAGUCCACUCCUCGUCGCGACGCCGGAGGGCAACGAAGAUAUCGCCGACGACUCGCCGCUGCCGUCAAUGUCUGCCGCGCCGGUGGUCGUCAACUGCGCC